Macrosteles quadrilineatus (aster leafhopper) is the source of this 744-nucleotide messenger RNA. RefSeq lists its product as uncharacterized. The record is from RefSeq and is a predicted model, not a curated record. NCBI's taxonomy places the organism in Eukaryota, Metazoa, Arthropoda, Insecta, Hemiptera, Cicadellidae. Bases 70 to 744 code for a protein of 224 amino acids. The transcript has 3 exons.
AGAGUUAACUAACGCAGCUUUACUUGAAACACGGAGUAUUCCUGAUUUACUACAGCCUGCAGAAAAGCCAUGGACCCCUGCUUAAGAAAGACUACCAAGCCAAUGAAGCCAGUGGCAGGCAUGAAGAGAUCUAAACUUCAGGAGGCGUUGACUGGAGGUGUUAAGAAGAUGAAAUCAUCAACUCCUUCUGAAACCCUGGUCAACAAGACUCUGUCGCAGCCGGGAUCCUCUUCAUCUGCCGCCAAGACUCUUUCGCAGCCAGGCAAGACUCUGUCGCAGCCGGGAUCCUCUUCAUCUGCUUUGUCUGACGAUGCAAAGAAAACAACUACAAUAUCAACUCAAUCUUCCCUUGCCGCCAAGACUCUUUCGCAGCCAGGAUCUUCUUCUGCUUUGUUUGAAGAUAGAUUGAAGAAACCUUCUUCUGGUAACACUUCGUCGAAGAAACGGUCUGAUUCAUCGUCUUCCUCUUCUUCUUCUUCGUCAUCAUCUUCCUCGUCUUCUUCAUCGUCCUCGUCCUCUUCUUCUACGUCAUCGCCCAAAAAUCAAACAAUUAAGUCCCCUCUAUCCAUGCUUCUCUCUCCCAUAAUUCUCUCCUUGCUAUCUCCUAUUAAAUCUCCAGAAAAGCCAUUCACUCCCAAACCCUCCACACUAAGGGGAAAAGCAGGAUGGUACCCACUCAACCUAAAAUUAUUAGCAGCAAACCUGUCGCUACCAAUCCUCAGUCAUUUGAAAGACCAUCAAUAA